UAAAGAAUUGAACAAGAAAAAUUUUUUUUUUUGUUUUCACACCAAAAAUCCCCUUUUUUAUCAUUUGAAUCAGCGUUAAAACUUUAGAAAUAUUUGCAACAAGUAUAUAAAUCAACCAUACACACAUAAACAAACAAUCGAAUAAAUGAAUAUUGAUUCAGCUUUUUUUUCUGAUGGAAUCAUCAACAUUUUUCAAAUUUUGAUUAUGAUGAUGAUGAUGAUGAUGAUAUAAACAAAACGUCAUCAUUAAAUAUAUAAUACACCAUUUGCAGAUAAAUCAACAUUUGAAUGAUAGCAAAACGAAUUUGUAUCAUUGAUCAUUCGUUCUCAUCAGUCAUUAUUAUUUGUUUUGUUCAACAUACAAUUCGAAGAAAAGCAGACUUGUGUGUGUGUUUUUUUUUCCGUAAUCUUAAAUUCUCUAGAAAAUAAAGAACAUUCUAUGAACAGAAAGAAAAAAGAUUUUCAUCACGAUUCAAUCAAUCAAUCUUCAGCUACCAUCACCGCCAUUGCCAACGAAACAAUUUCAUUGUUUCAUCGGUUUUGGUAAUGGUAAUGGAAUGGAGCCUAUCAUUGAAAUGGAGGAUACGAACGAAGAAGAUUAUAACUUCUCUGGUUCUGCAUACUCUUCAACACCAUCACCACCACCUCCACGUGUUAAUUCUUUAUCAUCUACUCUUACGAUUGGUCCACAUUUAUCAUCAUCAUCAUCAUCAUUAACAACAACAUCAACAACGAUAAAACAACAUUCACAACAAACAUCUGCUGCAACUGCAUUGAUAGAAACGCCUACAAAUGGAACAAUAGUAUCAUCAACAUCAUCAUCAUCAAAUACAGCAACAACGGCAGCGGCAACAAAUGAUUUGAAUGAAUGUGAUUCACUUGAGCAGUCGAAUACCAUACAUAUUUUAUCACCGUUUCAUACAACUACGGCAACAAUGAAUCAAUCAAAUAUUCUUCAUAAUUUGGAUAAUGAUCCAAUUACCGAUCUAUCCAGUAUGAAUCAAAAUUCACAAUUUCGUUCACGUGCAUAUACAUGGCCACAAUCAUUAAGUUUUCAACAACAACAACAAGAUGAAUUUGGUGAUGAUCAAUUACAUGGUGAUGGUGAUUUCUCUGAUAUGGUCAUGGGUAUUGGCUGUGAUGGUAUUACCUCAAAUGCUAUCAAUCCAUCUGUACUAACUUCAUUAGAUUUAACCGAUGUUGAUCCAACAUCAUUAUCAACAUCGAAUCAACAGCAACAUCAUCAGCAAUCACCACUACAACAACAGCAACAAACACAAUCACCUUAUUUGUUGCAAAAUAAUGUCGAUACUUCAAUGUAUAUGUUUGAUGAUCCGGUUAAUGAUCAUAACGAUCCGAAUGGACGUUCAGGAUUAAUCAAUCCAAUACAGAUUCUUUCUUCACAUCAAUUUCAGCAGCCACAGCAACAACAACAUUCACAUCAACAUAUUUAUCCGUCUAAUUCAUUUCAAUCGAAAUCAUCAUCAUCACCAACAACAACAUCAUCAACAACAACGUCGAUAAAUGAUAAUAAAACUGUCCAAAAUCAUUCAUCGACAUCAUUAUCUACCUCUGCAUCUACAUCAAUGACAACAUCUAAUAAUAAUAAUAAUAAUAAUAAUAAUAAUAAUCAGAAUAAUUUGAAUGAUAAAACAGAGAAACAACAAUUAUAUUAUACGACACCGGCUGAUAAUAAUAAUGAUAAUACAACAACGGGAAAAUAUUCUAGUCUAAAAGUGCAUGGAUCACUUGGUAGUUGUGCAAGUGAUUCACAAUUAUCUAAUGGACAAACACCAUAUCUUCAUCGUUCUGGUUCAGAAUCCGGUACAUCAUCAUCGGCAACAACAAAAAAGAAUACAUCCAGACGUAAUGCAUGGGGUAAUUCAUCAUAUGCUGAAUUAAUUGCUCGUGCAAUCGAUGGCUCACCGGAUAAACGUCUAACAUUAUCACAGAUAUAUGAAUGGAUGGUACAGAAUGUGACAUAUUUUAAAGAUAAAGGCGAUAAUAAUUCAUCAGCUGGUUGGAAGAAUUCUAUUCGUCAUAAUCUUUCAUUACAUAAUCGUUUUAAACGAAUACAAAAUGAAGGAACUGGAAAAAGUUCAUGGUGGGUAAUCAAUCCAGAUGCUAAACCUGGUAAAGCUCCACGUCGUCGUGCAAUAUCAAUGGAAACACAACAUUAUGAAAAACGUCGUGGACGUGUUAAACGUAAAGUUGAACAGCUUCGUAUGCAAGCAAGAAAUUUUGGCCAAUUAGGCAUCGGUGAUAAUAUUUCGUUGACCACAUUGUCUGAAUAUCCUAAUAUGAAUAAAUCGACAGAUGGCUCAAUGAUUUCUCUUGCAUGCUAUCCAGAACCAUUAGUCAACAAUGAUAAAAAUAUCAUGAAUACAACCAAUUUAAGUUUGACGAAUUUAAAUCUAUCCGAUACGAUCGGUGUUCAUGGUUUACCAUACAAUAAUAAUAUACACGUUACAAGUCCUGGUUCAACAGGAAGUUUUGAGAUAUUUGCUGAUUCAACAGCUUUGAAUCGUAUUGGAUCACAUUUUCAUACAUCAAGUUAUAGUCCAAAUGAGUUUAGACCACGUGCAUCAUCAAAUGCAUCAUCCACAUGUUCGAAUCUGUUGCUCGAUAUUCAAGACAAUCAUCAGGUUUCAUCAAUGUCACAGUGGUAUGGAUCGUCAACCAUAUCCAAUGGUUACAAUACUGGUAAUCAACAACCACAUUUGGAUUCACAUCUAAUGGAAUGUUUGAAUUUGGAAAACGUACAAAUUGAUCCACCACAUCAGAUUGCUGAUCCUAAUUAUCAAUUAAUGGUUGAACAACAACAACAAGAUAUACAAAUGUUAUCGGCCCCAUUGAUUCCAAAUGUGGAAGAAUCAUCCACAUCAACAAAUCAAAUGGAUACAGAUAUAAUAACCAAGACAAGAAAUACACAAUCUCAAUCUCAAAACAAUUCGACACCAUUAUCUACAUCAUCAUCAUCAUCAUCAUCGAUGACAUUAUCAACGACAACAACUAGCUCAACAAAACAGAAUAUUCGUCGUGGUUCAUAUCGUGAUCUCUUUAAUCGGGUUCAACAGGGACAGCAACAACAAAAACAAGAGCAAAAUUUAUCUCGUCAUUCACCACCAAAUGGUAACCAUCAACAUUUUCAUCAUCAUAAAAACCAUCAACAACAACAAUCAAUAUCACCAACAGCAUCGUCUUCAUCAUUAUCAACAACA
This is a messenger RNA of Dermatophagoides farinae (American house dust mite), 3221 nucleotides long. The record is from RefSeq and is a predicted model, not a curated record. NCBI's taxonomy places the organism in Eukaryota, Metazoa, Arthropoda, Arachnida, Sarcoptiformes, Pyroglyphidae.